AUGUCGGAAUCAAAACCAAAGAAAGUGAUAAAAUCAGCAUUAAAGGGUAGCAUUUCACAAAUUGAAACAACAGUAGACACAGUCGAACAAUCCUCCUCAAAAAACAUUCAAUUUAGAAUAUUUGUUGGAUCUUAUGAACAUAAUCUUCUAUGUCUUUCAGUGAUAUUAGAUCCUACAAACACAAAAGAACCUGUUUUUCAACCAAUUUUCCAUUUUCAAGCUCAUUCAUUGUCUAUUAAAACUAUCGACUUAGCUAAACGAUAUUUAGUGACUGGAUCAAAUGAUGAACAUAUUAGAAUAUAUGAUUUACAAAAAAGAAAAGAGUUAGGAACUUUAUUAAGUCAUCAAGGAACAAUAACAGCUUUAAAAUUUUCAAAAGAAGUCGAUUCAACGACAGAUUCCUCAACAAGUGAUAAUUUACAUUCUGGAAAAUGGCUCUUAUCUGGAUCAGAAGAUGGGAAAAUAAUAAUAUGGAGAACAAAAGAUUGGGAAAUUUUUGCAACUUUAAAAGGUCAUACUAAAAGAAUAAAUGAUUUAGCUAUUCAUCCACUGGGGAAAGUAGCAAUAAGUGUAAGUGAUGAUCAAACUAUAAGAUUAUGGAAUUUAUUAACUGGAAAAAAAGCAAGUGUUUUAAAAUUAAAAGGUAAAGAUCAUUUAGGUCAAUCUGGACAAUUUGUAAAAUGGUCAAUUGAUGGUCAAUAUUUCAUAGUAGGAUUACUUAAUCAAAUUUUAUUUUAUAAAACAUCAAAUGGGAAAAUAUUUAAGAAAUUGAAGUUUAAAUCAACUAUUAUGAGUAUGGAAAUUUUAAAAUAUAAUGAUGGUAAAGAUGAUAUAGAUGAGUGGUUAGUUAUUGGAUUAGGUGAUGGAUCAAUUGGGUUUUACGAUUUCAAAUCAAUAAUUGACAGCAAAACUGAAGAAGAUGAAGAAGAAAAAUUGUGGGAUAGUAAACCUGAAGAAAUCGAACCAAUUUUCAAAUUACAAGGUCAUACAAACAGAAUCAAAAAUUUUUAUUUUUUACAAUCUCCUAUCACAGACAAUAUCCCAAUACUAUCAUCAGUUUCAUCUGAUGGUAAGAUUGUAAUUUGGAAUUUAAAAAUACGUGAUCAAGUUGCAAUUUAUGAUACCGGUGAAAGAUUAAAUUGUAUAGUUUGUGCUCCUGAACAUAUUGAAAAAUUAGAAACAAUGAAACGAAGAAUUGAAGAAACUCCUUUAGACGUCAGUGAAUCCGAAUAUGAGACAGAUGGUGAAGAAAUUUCUAAGAUAAUGAAUGGAUCAAAAAAGCAAAAUAAAAAGAAUAAAAAAUUGAAAAAUAAAAAUAAGAAAAGAAAGGUUAAUGUGACAUUAGAAUAA
Molecule: messenger RNA, 1350 nt
Organism: Lodderomyces pseudojiufengensis
Lineage: Eukaryota; Fungi; Ascomycota; Pichiomycetes; Serinales; Debaryomycetaceae
Exons: 1
Coding region: 1-1350 (449 amino acids)
Molecular function (GO): protein binding
Source: RefSeq, a predicted model, not a curated record